Molecule: messenger RNA, 4035 nt
Organism: Saccostrea cuccullata (small rock oyster)
Lineage: Eukaryota; Metazoa; Mollusca; Bivalvia; Ostreida; Ostreidae
Product: multiple epidermal growth factor-like domains protein 10
Exons: 14
Coding region: 2393-3952 (519 amino acids)
Molecular function (GO): scavenger receptor activity
Source: RefSeq, a predicted model, not a curated record
AAACUAGCAUUCUGAAACUUUAUAUGCAAAUUGAAAUAAGGUGUAAACUUCAUGACACUUUCCCCAUUAUUACAUCUCAAGUAUGCAGUGACUUGACGUCAUUUUCAAUUAUGACUUCAUACAUGUGUAGUUCAGAGAAGUGCAUGCAGAGAGUACACUACAAUAUUCUCUGGGAAGCCUUAUCGUACCUGCGUUUCGGAAAAAGAGUCUUACAUAGAUAUGUUUACGUCAUCCCAAUCACAAAGCAAAUCUUCCAGAUACCAGAGAGGGAAUGAAAAACUAAUAUCAUAAUUUAGUUAUAGACUGAAAACAAUAUGAAUAAUAAUAAUGAUAAUUCUUAAUUUUAAUUUUUUUAUAACCGUAUAAAGAGUUUAUAUACAUAAAUAUAUGUUCCAUUAUGAUAUAGAUUGUUUAAAAUUGCAGAUGCAUUUAAUACCUACACAAGAAGAUUUCUGGGGUUCUCCAUUUAUGUAUCUAACACAACGGACAGAAAAGAUGGUCACCUAUGUUACCAUGAUACAAACUAUACCAGAUAUACCAUACCUGCCGUCGUCAAUAUUACCUGUCUUGUGCAUGGACAAUACGUCAUCUUUUAUAACGAAAGACUAUCAGAUGUUAUUUAUCCAGAAAGAUAUUCAAAGUUCGCACAUAAUGAAAUAUGUGAAAUGGAGGUAUAUGGUAUGCUGUAUAUUAAGCUCUUCAGCAGGAAAUCAUUCAGUUUUCUUUUUUAAAUACACGUAUAGAGAUAUGUAUAAAUAUACUUUAUUAGGAAAAAAAACAAGCGUAUUUGUAAUACUUGAUCAGUACGACUUUCGUUUAAUAUAUUUGAGCAAAAGUUGUAUUGACAUUCAUUGCUUUUAAUAUAUUUGUAAGAAUAUUUUGCAGGGAAAAUAAUUUGAUAUGCCAUCAUCCGUUUUGGAUGGAUAAAAAAUGGGAUCAAUUCUGUUGAGAAUGCUUGCAAUUUAGUAUAUGCAUUAUUUAUUCAAGAAAUAACACUAAUGGUGGGAUGACAAAAUAUUUUCUUGCUAGUUCCCCUUCAAGUGUGCAGCAAGGUUAACGACGUAUUUAUGUUUUCGUAAAAACUCAAAUGACGUCACGUUUAAGCAUUCAAUACAAAUGAAUCUCGACGAGUGCAUAAUGUAUGUUCUUUUUAAAACACGCUCAAAUUCUUUCUUGACGAUCCUAUGAUUGCGCUAAAAUAUUUUUUUGAGGUCGAGAGGCUGACCAAAAAAAACGGCUUUAGCAAGCCCAAAGUAUGGAUAAAUGAGUCACGAAAAUUGAGUAGGACAGUUUGUUCAACAAUUUCUAUAUCUUGACCUUGCUGAAUAAACCGCCACACCAUUUUCAUGAAGCUUGAGUCAGUCCUAUGUUUGUGUUUACCUUACUUCGAGAUAAGAGCAAACGUAUGGAUGACUUAAUGAAACACGGAUGAACAAUUUCAAUUUUACCCGGGCAAAAACGAACGGAACAGUUUAUUCGUAUUCUUAUCAUGAAUAGGCUUUAAAAAAGGGACAAAUGAGUUUAAGAUUAUUGCUUCAAUGUUCUUUAUUCCCUUUAAAGGUUGCAGGAUUGGAUACUACGGAUUGAACUGUUCUCUUUCCUGUCCUGACAAAUGUCAUCAUUGUCAUAUAGAGACAGGUAUAUGUCAUGUGUGUGAGUCCGGAUAUCACGGACACCAGUGUGAAUUUGAUUGUAGGAAUGGAUACUAUGGAUCUAAUUGCUCUCUCCCCUGUCCCGAAAACUGUCGUUAUUGUCACAAAGAAACAGGCGUAUGUGAGUGGUGUGAACCCGGAUAUAAGGGAUCUCAAUGCGUAAUUGUUAGUACAGAGGAAGAAACAGCCUGGCGAUUAAGGUUUUACAGUACGCUUGGUGCUGUCAUCGUCGCCGUAAUACUUAAUGCCUUUUUCAUCACUAUUAUAAUCUGUCUGAAGUGGAAAAGAAAUGUUCCAAAGAUACCACUAACUAUGAAAGAAUCUUGUACUCCCGGGGUAAAUCAUAUCUAUGAUAAUCCUGAUGCAAAUAUCCCUGGAGAAUAUCAGCAACUUGGAAAGCUGGGAGAAUCCUCUCAAUAUGACGCACUGAAGCAGAUGAAUGGAGAACAGAGUUCGGAAAAUGAAAAAUGAAUUAAAAUUUUAAAAAUCCGGAUAGACAUUAACAAUACUAGGAAGAAUCUGAUAUUGUAUAGAAGCUGCAAUUGUUUCCCUUUUAAUUUUAUUUAAGUGGAACCCCUUGAUUUUUCUGUAUUAUUUGUUUUUAUUUUAUAGUCAUUUUAUCUUGUAGGUUAUUCUGAUACAGAAAUAACAAUAAAAUCAACAUAACAAAGAUACAAGUGUCCAUUGCCGAUGGAAAGCAUGUAACGUCAAAGGAUGAAAAAUUUCAAUUAAAAGAUAAUAUGAUAAAAUCAAGUUCACAUGCAGAUAAAGAGGAAGUCAAGAAUUCUAUGGAGAGGAUACGAUGUAUUUUAAUUUUUGCCCUAAAGGACUCAAGCAAAAGAGUGAAUGUUGCUUUAAAUAAACCCACGUGGCAGGCAUACCCUUACAUGGUACCGGACAGUACAUAUGAUUCUAGUUAUGCUGUAGAUGAACUAAAAUCCAACCUCAGAUUCGAUGGAGGUCAGUGUGUUAUUACAGCUGACUAUAAAAGAACUGCCACCUGGUGGGUAAACCUGGAAUCAGUCUACAGCAUACUUGACAUAAGAAUUUAUUACCGGACUGAUAAUAAUGUAUGGGAUGAAAGAAACCCUUUUGCUGCAAGAUUUCUUGGGUUUUAUGUGUAUUUAUCGAACACUACGAACCGACUUGAUGGCCACUUAUGCUUCCAUGAUAUAAACUAUACGAGAUCAACUAUACCAGCCAUUGCCAAUAUCUCCUGUCCCUUACAUGCACAAUACGUCAUCUAUUUUAAUGAAAGAUUAUACAAUAUUAUGUACCCGGAUGGAUAUUCACAAUUUGCUCAUAAUGAAUUGUGCGAAGUAGAAGUCUUUGGUUGUAUGACUGGAUACUAUGGACCUAACUGCUCUAUCCCCUGUCCUGAAAAUUGUGGUGACGGUUAUUGUCACAUCGAGACUGGAAUGUGUUCCUGGUGUAAACCUGGGUACCAGGGAUAUCAAUGUCAAAAUGAGUGUAAUGGUAACAAAUAUGGACAGGAUUGUGGACAGGGAUGUGGAGCCUGUCUGGGAUAUAAACAAUGUCAUCACAUGAAUGGUUCGUGUCUUGAAGGAUGUGAUGCAGGAUUUAAAGACACUUUAUGUAAUAUUGAGUGUUCUGAAGGAUAUUUUGGAUAUAACUGUGAAAAUAAUUGUAAUGACAAAUGUGAAGACCCAAACAAAUGUAAUAAGACAACAGGUGAAUGUGAAGGUGGAUGCCAGGCAGGUUGGAAGGGACUUCAGUGUAGUGAACAGUGUGAUGGUAACCGAUAUGGUAAGGAUUGUGGACAGAUAUGUGGAGCGUGUCUGGGAUAUAAACAAUGUCACCACAUCAAUGGUUCUUGUCUUGAAGGAUGUGAUUCUGGAUUUGAAGGAUAUCAUUGUACAACGGGUUGUUCCGCUGGAAAGUUUGGAAAAAACUGUAGUGAAAAUUGCAGUGUCAAUUGUAUGGUACCCAGUGUAUGUCACAAUGUUACAGGAGAAUGUCAGAGUGGAUGUCAGCCUGGUUGGGAAGGGACUCAUUGCGAAAGGGUUCAAAUUGAGGAUAAACAAGACUGGCAACGAGGCUUUUACGUCAUCCUUUGUGCAUUUUUGGUAUCUGCUUUAGCUAAUGUUGUCCUGAUUUCUUAUAUCCUGCUAAAGAGGCAAGGGGAGAGAAGAAUGGCUGAACCAACAACGAAAGAUAUGUUAAAUGAUGAGGAAAGAAAACCAAAUGACAUUUAUGAGAAUUCGGACAGAAACGUCACUGGAGAUUACCAGGAACUAGGAGAGAUGGAAAAGUCCUCUCAUUACGAUGCACUACAGUAACAGGGACUAGAAUAAAAGAUUGUGGGGGCGACGAAAUUAAGUUUAAUUUCAUAUUAAGUAUACUUUUCUAGUUUUUUUAAUAU